Molecule: messenger RNA, 2361 nt
Organism: Strongyloides ratti
Lineage: Eukaryota; Metazoa; Nematoda; Chromadorea; Rhabditida; Strongyloididae
Product: MIF4G-like, type 3 domain and Initiation factor eIF-4 gamma, MA3 domain and MIF4-like, type 1/2/3 domain and Armadillo-type fold domain-containing protein
Exons: 3
Coding region: 1-2361 (786 amino acids)
Biological process (GO): ribosomal small subunit biogenesis
Cellular component (GO): nucleolus
Molecular function (GO): protein binding; RNA binding
Source: RefSeq, a predicted model, not a curated record
AUGGAUUUUGAAAAACUAUUAAAUACAAAAAGUAACAGAAAAGCAGAAAGAAAACAAAAGAAAGAAUUUAAAAAAUUAGCCAAAGAGGCUUUUCAUAGAAAAAAAAAUUUAAAAGAGGUGAUUGAGGAAAAAUUUCGUAAAUCAAAAAAUGAAGAAAAUAAUAUAAAUAUUGAGAGUUGUAAAAAAAAAAAUAAAAAAAAGAAAAAUAGGAAUAAAAAGAAUAAAGAAGCUUCCGAGGUGGAGGAUUAUAAAAGGAGGAUGUUUCAAGAUCCUAGUGAUUGUAAGGUAGAAAAAUUAAGUAAAGAAGAGGAAAGAGAAAGAAAAGAAAUGCUAAGAAGAGAAGCAGAAAGAGAUGAUGAUGAUAUACAACAUUAUGAAAAAUUAUUAGGACUUAAUAAAAAAAAGAAGAAAAAAGAUUAUGAUGAUGAUGGUUUAGAUUAUCUUUUAGAUUUUUGUGAUUUAGAAAGUAGGAAAAUUGUUGUUGAAGAAGAAGAAAAAAUUGGUGAAGUGAAUGUAGAAAAAUUAAACAAAACUGAGGAUAUGGAUGUUGAAGGAUUCUUUAAUGAGAGUGAUAAUGAAAUUGAUGAAACAAAUAAUGAUGAAGAAGAAGUAGAGAUGGAUGAAGAAGAAUUAGAGAUGGAUGAAGAAGAAUUAGAAAUAGAUGAAGAGGAAAUAGAAAUGGAUGAGGAAGAAAAAACCUCACCUACAUCUAUGGAUGGUGAUAUUAUGUCUGAUGAAGAUGAAGAUAUUGUUGAAGAUAUAUAUGGAAGACGUAUUUAUAAAUCUACUAAAGAGCUUGUUGAUAAAGAAUCUAGAUUACAAGAAAAAUUAUCAAAACUUGAUGAAAAUAAAUCAGAAGAAUCUAAAGAAGAAACAAUUAAAGUUGAAAAAACAAUAAGAGCUCUCAUGAAUCGUCUUAGUGAGGUGUCUUUUGUUAAUUCACAAAAAAUAAUGCUUGAUACAUGGAAUCAUUAUAGUAAAAAUGAUGUUAAACGUUUAACUUAUAAACUUCUCCUACAAGCUAUAGAUAAAAAUUAUGAAAUGGCUGAUAGGAUGAUUAUGGAGUAUGCUGCUUUUUUAACAAUUAUGCAUUCAACAAUAUCAAAUGAAAUAACAUUUUAUAUAAUUGAACAUCUGGUAUGUGAUUUUGUUAAAAGAAUCAAACAAAAAAUAGAUAAUGAAGAGUAUAGACUUUGUAAUAUUGGAAGAUUUCUAGGUAAUUUAUAUAAUUUUAAAGUUAUAAAUGCAAAUUUUUUAAUUGAAUUAUUUACAAUAAUUUGUCAAAAUAUGAGUGAAUGCAAUUUAUCAUUACUUCAAUCAAUGUACAUGACAACAGGAAGUUCUUUAAAAAAAAGAGAUAGCACUUUAUUUGAUGAACAUUUAUCAUUUAUGAAAAAAAAAUUACCUUUAUUAGAAGAUAUUCAAGAUAAUUUUAAAUUAAAAUUUUUAGUUGAAGAAUUAUUAGAAUUAAAAAUUGUUAAUGUGAUAAAAUUUACUACAAAAUUUGAUGAAAAAGAUAUGCUUCAUAUGGUUAAAGUUAUUCAAAGUUUUGUUAGAGGUAAUAGUCAAAAAGAAGGAGUAUUAGGAAUGAGUGUUGAUGAUUUAUUACAUGCCUCAGAAAGAGGAAGAUGGUGGAUUGUUGGUUCUGCCUGGCAACCUUCUGCAAAUCCUUCAUCUAAAGAAGAUAUAAAUAAUAAAAGAUGUAGUCUUAUGAAUUUUGAUUCAUCAUUAUUAGAAUUAGCUAAAAAAGCUAAAAUGAACCUUGAACAUCGUAAAAAUAUUUUUUGUAUUAUAAUGUCAGGUGAGGAUGCUUUGGAUGUCUUUCAACGUAUCAUGUCAUUAAAAUUAAAAGAAACUCAGGAACGUGAUAUAAUUCAUGUUGCAAUUAUAUGUUGUACAUUAGAAAGUAAUUAUAAUCCUUUUUAUGGAUAUAUUAUUGAACAAUUCUGUUCUUAUAAUAAUCGUUUCAAGUUAACGACUCAGUUUGCUUUAUGGGAUAGGAUAAAAAAUUUGAAUGAAUUAAAGAAGAGACAAAGAAAUAAUUUAGCCUCCUUAAUUGGUGAUUUAAUUAAAAAUGGAAGUGUUACUUUAGGAGUCUUAAGAAUAGUUGAUUUUAGUGAUAUUAAUGGUGUCACUGGAAUAACUCUUAAAAAUAUUUUUUCAAGAUUAUUUACAACUACUAGUGUUUCUAAAAUAAAUGAAAUUUUUGAAAAAUUACUUUCUAAUCCAAAAUUUGAUUUGUUAGCUCAAGGAUUACAAAUAUUUUUUGAAAUUAAAUAUAAUGAUGAUGAGGAUGCUAAUAAAGAAUUCAAAUUACGUUUGGAUGUUGUUAAAAAUUUACUAUCAACAAGAGAUCAGUAA